GGGUGAGUAGGUGAUGUGAACUCCUCAGCAGCUGGGUCAGGUCAGAAAGAUUGCAGUGUCGUUGCAUAUUAAAAACCUUCCAGUCGACAAUUCACUUCAGAAAAUUUCAGAUUCGAUUCUUCAAAAUUCUACCCCAAUGUAUUAACCUUUGGCGAGAUGGAGAUGAAGAAAAAUCUGAUCUGUGAGGAUGGAGCACUGUGCAUUUUGACAAGGUCCGUUGUCAAAGUAGGGCUUGACUUUCGCUAUUGCAUCCCAGUCGGUCCAGAGUCUGACGUCGAUCCUCUGUGGAAACCAGUUGGCUUAAUUCUCAAUGUUCCUGGUGAAAAGUACACGAUUGGGUCUCAGGAAAAUUCGGAUGAUUUUGAUCGAGAAAAAUGUGGGCAGCGUUUAAUAUUACGCAACAAAUCGGACGUUGCGGAAGAACAGUGCCAAAUUGAAUGCGAUGCGAAUGGGACCUUUUAUCUCCGUAGUUUGUGGAACACAUGUCCUUUCCUGAAUGGAAAAUUGAUGCAAGUCUUCCCCGUCGAGUUAAAUUUUGGAGAUAUAUUUUACUUUUCGCAUAUUUCAUCACAAAUUUGGGAUUCACUUUUGACUAAUGAGGAUCAGACUUUGAAUGGUUGUAAGAGUCUGUACCGCAAAAACGCAUUGUGUCGAAAUAAAGAAUAUGCAGUACUCAAAUUAGAGAGAUUGACAAGCAUCACUGAGAGGAAGCCGAAACUAAUAACGACUACAAUCUCGAGACCGGUUGCGACCAGUGUUGUGAACGUGCAACUAUGGCAUGUGCCCUUAAAGGAUGGCAAAGUUUGUUUGCAAUUCUUACAGCGUGCUUACCAUCGUUCUUACACACUCAUCCGAUCUUUGAAAAUCGUCUCAUACUGACAAACAUAUUUGAACACGUGGCCAACUCAAACGUUCCAAACCCCAUAGAGGACCUCUUCAACUGCCGCCUCGUCUCUCACGCAUGGAACGACGCGGUUCUGCCCGUCCUACAAAAGAAAUGCGUGAUGAAAUUCAGCAUAAUUAUUGACCAAGUGAUCCGCGACCCUUUCCACGUAACGAGCACACUUUACUCGAAAAUCAACCGGAUGAAGGAGCUAAAGUUUGACGCCAUGAAAAUUGAUGUCUGGCCACAGAGGUACAGUUGCAACACCCGGGAUAACCCAGACCGGAACAAAGCAGUGAUAAAAUUCAACAAAGACUUAUCAACAUUUUUAAACUUAUCAGAUUCCCACCCGCUCAAAAUGCUCAAUAUUAAUAUGGAUUAUUUGACCCCAAUUUCAAUCCUCCUCUCCAAAUUUUACCCUUCUCUGGAAGAAAUCUACAUUCAGAUUAACAUGUUUUGGAUUAAUGAUGAAAACAAAUCUACAUUCCCAGAAAAUUUAAAGUUUCCAAAGUUGAAAAAAUUAACGCUCGAGUUCUGCGAGCAAAAGAAAGGUGACCUGCAAAAAAUGUCUGAUUCUAAAUCUCUCGCCCAACUCCUCCAAGCAGCGAGAGGAAUUGGCGAGCUUGUGCUAAAAAAUUAUGCAAAACUACCCACUGACUUUGACUUGUUUAAGAAUUUGAGAAAAAUCACGAUUUACGGCCAGCGCAAGUAUCGUGUAAAAAUGCUGAAUUUACGCGAUUUUCUCACCCAGUUCAUGACCUUACCGACCAAUCAGCUACGCUUAUUCCAAGUAGUCAUUGCAGACAUUCAUGUCCAACCCGUCUUAGAGGAAGCAUUGUUUGACUUCAUUCAAAAACAGCGGAAGAGUUUGGAACACUUGGAACUCUCCUCCAACUCAAAAUUUCUUUACCAGCCUAUAAAAUUGCCGAGAUGCAUGCCAAAUUUGAAAAAGUUACGGAUCGGUAGCGAUAAUUCUAGGAGGGGGUCGGAUCACUCAUCUUUCGUGGUACGUGAAGGGAGGGCAUGCAGUCGAGAAUCGUGUCGUAGUUGUAAUUUGUGUGGAGUAUGAAGCGUAUAUGAUGGACAAUUAUUUAUUUAUUUAUGGUUUCCGAAAAGUCUACAAAUUUUGCUAAAAAUAAAUUCAUAAUGAUAAA
This is a messenger RNA of Folsomia candida, 2037 nucleotides long. RefSeq lists its product as uncharacterized. The coding region runs from base 157 to 879 and encodes 240 amino acids. Gene Ontology annotation, molecular function: protein binding. The transcript is spliced from 5 exons. The record is from RefSeq and is a predicted model, not a curated record. NCBI's taxonomy places the organism in Eukaryota, Metazoa, Arthropoda, Collembola, Entomobryomorpha, Isotomidae.